Drosophila kikkawai is the source of this 5802-nucleotide messenger RNA. RefSeq names its product translational regulator orb2. Gene Ontology annotation, molecular function: mRNA regulatory element binding translation repressor activity; translation factor activity, RNA binding; lipid binding. Gene Ontology annotation, biological process: negative regulation of cytoplasmic translation. Gene Ontology annotation, cellular component: cytoplasm; endoplasmic reticulum; neuron projection. The record is from RefSeq and is a predicted model, not a curated record. Lineage: Eukaryota; Metazoa; Arthropoda; Insecta; Diptera; Drosophilidae.
CCGACCAACAGCAGGCGAUGAAAUUCUGAGUUUUGUCGUUUGUCGUGUGCUUUUACCCGAGUAGCUUUGGUCUCGGCCGGAAAAUUUGUAGAAAAUAUCACACACAAAAAAUAAUAAAAAAAUGUACGGAUUUUUGUAAAACACGAUUUACCACAAAAAGACAAGACACGGGGAUCAAGACUCUGGGUGCGCGGAUAUUUUGUUUUCGCCUUUUCCUACAAAAGUGCUUGUAAUUAAAAACUCGGCCAAAAACGAAACGCAGCGCUACGAAAACAACCAAAGACAAUAACAAUAUAAUAGCAACAAUUCGCGGCGCGUGUGUGUGUGUGUGUUGGUGUUACGGGGUUGUGCCAAAAAAGAAGCGGAGAUAAACAAAAGAACCAUUGGAGGACCGUGUUGUUCUUCACUAUCGAUGAAUCGAUAUAUCGCCUUUUAAAAACAUCGAUUGUGACUCCGAUGUUGUUGAACAUUUCAUCGCAAAAUUCUGUUACUCUCUUAAACUCGCGGGACCGCAAGCUCGGAAAAGUCAAGGAAAACGGAAAACAGAAAAACACGCGAGCACACACAGGCCCCUUUUUAGUCAAUCUGGAUAUGAAAAUUCAAUCGAAAAUAGUGCAAAAAUAGUUAAAUUGUUGUUCAACCAAAAUUUUCAGUGAUGUCGACAAAUUAAACGAGCUGUAUUUAUGUGAAGUGUUCCAAGCUAAUGAAAAUCCGAAAUUAAAGCCUGUGCAUAUAUCCUUCAAAGGAAUUUUCGCACGUAAAGAGUAGCACCCAUCAUCAUCUACGUCACAGGCUGCGUGUACGUGUGAGAGUGCUCGUGUGUGUGUGUUUGUGCACCCCCGGAAAUGUAACACGCACACUGGCGCAGUGGGAAAAACUUGCACCUGAAAGUUUUCAUCGUCGUCGUGUAUCCAUCCGUGUUUUCCCCUCAUCUUCGUGCGCCUGCUCCUUCUCCUGCUGCGAAGAGAGGCAUUCGGAAGGCAGCUAAAGGGCAUCUAGGGCAGCAGCGGAACUGAGGCGCAGCGGAUCCGCCCAAGUGCAGCCUUAGAAAGCUUUGGUGCGGGCACCAUGGACUCGCUCAAGUUACCAAAGGCCAACAGUGCCACCAGCAGUGCCAGCGGCAGCAACAGCAACCUGUCCGUCUCUACAUCCGCGUCCGCGUCCGCCGCCACAUCGCCCACAUCGUCUGCCAAUGCGGCGGGCGUUGGUGUUGCUGGUAGUGGUGGUGUGCCCGGUGCCUCCAAGUCGCCACCUGGACUGAGCAGCACUACACCGAUCACCGUGAGAUUUAAUGCCAACGAGGAGUCCCUGGAUGAUAUCCUGCAGUCCUUCCACCACAACAAGCACAGCCCCAGCGGCGGGGCCAGUGGCGGUGGCGAUGCCUCGCCCACCUCCCAUCUGCUUGGGAUGAAGAACAACGGUCUGGGCCUCAACACGGGCAUGGUGGUGGGUGGCGCCUGUGACUCGCUCUCAAGCAGUCCUUCGCAGCCCCAGAUGCAGGGCGGCGGUCCAUCGCUCUUCGGCAACGACGAAGUAAAUCUGCGCAACAAUUUCCUGCAAGGCGGUGGCUUCUUCAAUCGCAAAAGAUCUGGCAGCAUCGAGGGAGUGUCACCUACCUCGAGCGGCCCCAAUCUUAUAUCCGCACUGUCGGCAGCCAGCGCAGCUGGGGGAGGCGGUGGUGGCGGAGGAGGAGGUGGCUCCGUUGGGGACAGCAUCAGCAGCGGUGGCGGUACCUGGAGGCUUAUCAAGGGCAAGGUCUCGCAAACGAUCGAGGAAAUCAAGUCUGCCAAGCAUCCGACGAGCACGUCGACGAUACCCAUUAUUGUGGCUGAUCCGCCAUCGACCGGCUGGACCAAUCCCGAUCCCGAUUCGGACACCGAGUGCGUCACCUUCAAUACGUCCAUUAGCGAGGAGCUGCCCCUGGAUCAGGAGCACAGGCAGAACUCUGACUCGGACGCGGAAGCCGAGCUGCUGCAGCUUGACAGCAGCAGUUUGGGCAGCGGGGACGUUGGAGCAGCUGCUGCUAUAGGAUCGGAGCGAUCGCGCCUGCGUCGGGGCCUGGCACACAUUCGGUCCAAGGUGAAGGCCAAGCACCAGGCGUCGGCUGCCAUGACAAAGAAGGAUCUCGGAUCCGGGUCCAGCGGCACAGUCCCAGGGCCACAGCCGCAGCGCAGCGGCUUCCUUCGCCGGAGAAAUGUGGUGGAGGCGGGCUGUGAGCCGUCCACCAGCCAACAGGCGGAGAUUCCUAUUGCGAGCGGGAAGGUCAAGAAGAGGGGCAUCCUGUUGGCUCGCAAAGACGUGGAGAUUGAGUCGGGUGUGGAGGUGCUCGAGGACAUGAUACCUGUGACAGUGCUGCAGAGGGAUUCCUUGCAGAAAGCCAUAAAACACCAAUCGCAGGAUGAGCAGGAUGCUGGCGCAGUUCAUAGCGAGUCGGUGAGUGCUCUUUCGCUUGCCCUGGAUCCGGACGUCAAAACACAGUCCAGCCGGAACUCAUUCAAUGACAGUGGGACGCAGAAGUCGGCGCGCGACUCGAGGGAGAGCAUCUUCACCAGCUUCAGCCAGGUUAGCGCAAAACUAUGGCGGGAGAAACAUCAAGGCGCCACGGCCUUCGCCCUGCCCGUCCUGCUAACUUUCUUAUUGGUCAUACUGAUGAUCCUGCCGGUACCCGACUUCCUACGCGGCGUUUUCGCCACGCUACUCUUUUUCGUGGCGAUGGAUAGCUGGGGCAGCCGCCUGCAUAAGCUGCUGGAGCAUCUUCUGCUGUCUACGCACCCGGAGCGAGACACCUUUGUGAUACCGAACUACAAGGACAUGCCGAUUUGCGAGAUACCGGCGGUGGAGGAGCACAAGACGAUCAAGACGUACGCCGGCUGGAUGAACGAGCUCAGCAGCUACGAUCCCAACACGUUCUCCUUUACCCUGACGAGAUCCGUGUAUGUGCGCCUCGAUGGAUGCAUCCUCAAGAUGUCGGGCACGAAUGCCAGGAUUCCCAAGCGUCGCAUGUGGAACGAGCCGCCCAUCGAUCGCAACAAGAUCCUGUUCACGGAUCACCGGUCUUAUGACCUCAGGGACUGCCGCAUCGAACUGCUGCCCCUGGGUUUGGCCAAGAAGCGGUUCUUCAAUCGCAAGUAUCCCAUUCAGUUGAUCAUCAAGAGCAGUCGGGAUGUGCCCGAGGAGCUCAACUCCGCAGAGAGCCACUCCGAUACCACUAUUAAGCCAGAGGCCAAGGAAACCAAAGCUGCCUCUAAUUCAGCGAGAACGCCACCGGGCGCCGAGGACCAGGACAAGCAGGUGGACUUUGCGGCCACGGUGAUGCAGGCGGAUUUGCAGCAACUGCAAAACACCGUUAACCCGGACAAGGAACUCACCGAGAUCACCGUGCCCUGUGGCGACGAGGUGCGUCUGCUGCUCUUCUCGCGCUGUGACCGGGAAAAGGAGGACUGGUAUCGCCGCUUCUUGGCCGCCAGCAAGGGUCUCGUUCACGAACAGGAUCUCCAGGUGCCGAUGGCCCGGUUUGUGGAGGACACCGAUCUGCAGGCUGCUGCCGCCAGGCAGGCCCUGCAUCUGGUGGCCUCUGGCCUGGGUGGGACCAGCGCAAAGUCGAAGGGCAAGGAAACCGAGGAUAAAACCGAUGAGGCGAAUCCCACUGAUGAAUCCGAACAGCAGACACCCGAUGGACAAUUUGAGAGCAUAACCGAGGAGGAUCUCAUCGACCCGCCAAAGGACGAAAGCUUCGAUGGCAUGAUUAUGAGUGCCAAUGUGGCCAGGAAUUCGCCAGAUUAUGUGCGAUUCAUGGCUGUGUAUCAGAAAGCUUGUUCCCAGCGCACAAUUCCCGUGACCCGAAGUUCAGUCGGAGAAUUCUAUUCCGAAAAACAGCGCCCCAAAAAAAGAGCUACAGCCUCCUCCUUGCAGUCUCGCCGUGCCAAACGCCAGGAGGAUGAGCUGUGGAAGGGCAUUGACCAGUCCCUGUUCCUGGGGCCAUCCGGCAGCAUUGUGUGGGCAAAUGUUUUCCUGGGCCGCUUCCUAUACAGCUGCCUGCAUGAUACUAUGCUGCACGAGAGGAUCAAGGAUGUGCUGCAAAAGAAGCUGAACUCCAUCAAGCUACCCAGCUUCAUGGAGGAGGUGGUAAUCACGAAUAUCUACAUGGGCCGAUCUCCGCUGCUCUGUCAUCGCGUCUCCCAGCCCAUGCUGGAUGAGCGCGGCGUUUGGAUGGAUGCAGAUAUCACCUACGAAGGAUUGGCCCACAUUACAGUGACCACCAAGCUGAAUCUACUGAGGAUUCGUGGUAAAUCCAAGUCACCAAUGACUGCCGAAUCCGCCAUGUCGGCCGCUUCAUUUGCGCCCGAGCUGGCGCCGGAUUUGCGCAGCAAUACGGAUGUGGGCAGUGAGAAUGUCAUCUAUGACAGUGACGCCGAGAGUUCCGGUGGCUCGUCCACGGAAUCCGAGAGUCCACCGCCGGGCAAUGCCCAGGAGAAUCCCGCUGGGACUGAAUUCUUCCAGAAUUCGCCUGGCAAUGCGCGGCGCAUCUUCAAGAUUGUGGAUCGCAUAGCCGCCUCCAAUCUAUUCCAAUACGCCACCGAACUGCCGUACGUGCAGCGCGCCAUGGAGAACAUGAACGCGAACAUCACGUUGCGCGUAGAUCUCAAGGGUAUGGUGGCGCGCGGCACCUUGAACAUACCGCCACCGCCCUCCGAUCGGGUGUGGGUCAGCUUCCGGGGACCGCCACGCCUGUGGAUAUCCACCAAGCCCCAAGUGGGCGACAAAUCCGUCGACUGGUCGAUCGUGACCAAUGUCAUCGAGAGCAAGCUGUGUGAGGCUGUUAACAAGUUUUUGGUCUAUCCCAACAUGGUGGACUUCUCUGUGCCGUUGUUGAGCAAUCCCAACUUCGAUGAGGAUCCUCUGGCCGCUGGGAAUUGAGGACCAAGGGCUGGUUGGGGACGAUGAGCGAUGAGAUAUGAUCUAUCUCGAUUUAUGUAUUGAAUUUAACACAAAGUGUGAGCGAGAUUUUCUAGGUUUAUUUUUUGUAAACUCCAAGUUUAGCUUAGGUCUGCGAUCUCUGAUUCCAAAUGCGAUAAGUAGAGAGAUAAUUCCAAAAAGAAGGACAAGUUUCAAGGCGCUUAUAUUUUUGAUCACACAUUCUGUUCACACUCCAGGAAACACACAAUCCCAAUCCAGCUUUAUGGGCUUGGCUACAAUAAUUUACACAACUGAGAUAAUAUCGGAGGAUUAGCGGGCAAAGGUGAAGGGGACUUAGAAUACAUAUUUAUAUAGCAUAUAGAAUAUGCUGCUAAUACAGCCGCUCUGUGAGGUCAUCACGACAAGUAUUCCAAUAGCAUAAUGCAGGCAUAUGUAUCCCUAACUAUUCUAUAUACGAACAACUACAAUAUACAGCCUCUAUUUAUACACACACUAUAUAUUCCAAGUAGCUUAGCGAUAGAGUGCGUGUGAUUUUUAAACAAGAAAAUCGAAUUUUAUUUGCGACUUGACGCGAUCCGUAUGUACUUAAAGCGUUUCAACUAUUUAAAAUACUAGUAUAUGCUAGCGAGAAUAAGCGGUGGGGGUACAUUCUAUAUAUCCGUACGUACAUUUUGCCAAAUAAGAACAAAAAACUAUUCCGUUGGGUUCCAAUUUUAUGCAACUUUAAGAGACAACUAAGAAAUAUAUAUCAUUUACACGGUUGUUUUUUCCAGGCUAACAACUAAGUACUCUAAAUCAUUUUAGCUACAGCAGAAACCAACGUCUAUAUAUACAAUUUAUUUAUGGAAAAAAAUACAAAAUAAAUGAUAGCGAAUUGCUAGCACA